This is a messenger RNA of Metarhizium brunneum ARSEF 3297, 1359 nucleotides long. Its product is annotated as Aspartic proteinase yapsin-3. The record is from RefSeq and is a predicted model, not a curated record. Gene Ontology annotation, molecular function: aspartic-type endopeptidase activity. Gene Ontology annotation, biological process: proteolysis. NCBI's taxonomy places the organism in Eukaryota, Fungi, Ascomycota, Sordariomycetes, Hypocreales, Clavicipitaceae.
AUGGGUGUAUACGAAACUUUGUUCUUGUUAUUUGCGUCUCAGGCGUUGGCCGCGCCUGUAGAUGGCCAAGAGGGUACAAAGAAUGCCGCCGGCCAGAAUGGCGUCCUGCACCUGCCUUUGGUCCACUUCGCAAAAGAAGUCGAUGUCAGAAAUAUUGAGAAGCGUGGAUUCUCGACUCCCCUUGACUAUUUCAAAUAUGAUGGAAAGAACGCAGUCACGGCUGUAGGCAUCGUUUUGGACGUCGGGACACCGCCGCAAAAGGUCAUCUUGGAACCAGACACCGGAUCGUCCAAGUUUUGGGUACUCGGUCUAAAGCCUGGCGAUACUCGCGGGAAUGAGCCGUCUGCUUAUUUUGAUCAAAAACAAAGCCAGUCUUUGCAAGACAUGAACAAAGAGGAUGGGGCAGCUUAUGGUUCAGGCGAGCGUGUUACUUAUAAUAUGGUUACUGAUAAAGUCUCUUUUGAAGGUAAAUCCUUAGACCAGAUGAAAUUCGGUGUGGGCAACUUGACCGCUCCUCACACAAGUUUGGGACGACUUGUCGGCGUAAUGGGCUUAAUACCCGACCCCAAUGUUAAAGAUUUUAUUCUUGACAAGGUCCUAGAGAAGAACUUGGUCAAGUCUCGAGCCUUCAGCCUUGGCGUUCGCGAAAAGGGUAAAGGGGCUCUCGCCUUUGGCGGAUAUGACACUAAAAAGUUCUCUGGUCCUCUUGAGAAGUUGCCCAUUCAGCCAGCCAAAAAGACAGGGACAACGAGCCAAUAUAUUGUCGAAGUCCAAUCUGUACUAUUCAACAACGGUACUGGCAAUAGUGCAGUCGCGAUGGACAAAGGGGACAUUGAAAACGGCAAGCCGUUAACUAUGGGCAUCGAUUCCGGAGCCCCAGCUUUGGGGAUUUCUAUGGCACUGGGGAGACUCCUUAUGGAAAGGACGGGGGCCAAGUUUAAACUCGAUCCCCGAGUUCUCGAGUUCGCAUGCGAUGUAGUCGACGCCAAAGCUUCGUUUGAUUUCAAGAUGAGUGAUAAGACGGUCAUUUCGAUCCCUCUUUCGGAUUUCGUUAGGAGCCGAAUUGACAAUGACAAAACUUGCCAAUUGGCUGUUCAACCCUUCGAGGGUCCUGCUGACCUUUGGAUUGGCGGACACUUUUUACGCAGGGCUCUGGUUGUUUAUGAUCCGGAUAAUAAAAACGUCUACGUCGCUCGAGGGGCGGAUUGUGGCUCGAACCUUGUGGCUAUUGAUGGUAAAAUGCCAGACGCUGCGGUAAUUGGCGAGUGUAAGGAAGAGGCUCCGGUCUCCAACGCACCAACGGACGAGCCUCCAAAUACGCAGCCGGUCCUCGACGAGGAUGAUAUUCGAGAUGCCUGA